Messenger RNA from Actinia tenebrosa (Australian red waratah sea anemone), 2553 nucleotides. RefSeq lists its product as uncharacterized. Gene Ontology annotation, molecular function: flavin adenine dinucleotide binding; NADP binding; N,N-dimethylaniline monooxygenase activity. NCBI's taxonomy places the organism in Eukaryota, Metazoa, Cnidaria, Anthozoa, Actiniaria, Actiniidae. The record is from RefSeq and is a predicted model, not a curated record.
CAGAAGUAGCAGAAAGGUCGUACUAGAAAGGCAGGCCAUAUUGCGGUUUUAAAUGAUCGGACAUCUCUUUAAAUCCACAAGUAGAAUAGCGUUUAGUCUCGUUCCUUAUCGUCUACCCUGCUUGAUUCACGAAAGAAUGAUCCAUGUAGCAGUUAUUGGGGCCGGUGCUGGAGGUCUUUGUGCGGGGAGAUACCUCUCUGGUCAGCCUGAUGUCUUUAGUACUGUCAUAUAUGAACAGACUAGUGGUGUUGGAGGAACAUGGGUUUAUAAUGAAAAAACAGGAGUAGACGACAAUGGUUUGCCUGUACAUUCUAGCAUGUACAGGAAUCUGAGGACAAAUCUCCCAAAACAAGUGAUGACAUUCCCAGAUUUUCAGUUUCCUGAUGAUGUAAGCUCCUACUUGACACACAGCCAAGUACAGCAGUAUUUAGAAGAUUAUGCAGACCACUUCUCAGUCAGGGAUCUUAUACAAUUCAACACUCAAGUAGUGAGAGUCACUCCACUGGUGGAAAAUACAAAGGAAAAAUGGGAAGUCACUGUGAAGGAUUUGAAAACUAAGGAUGAGACAACAUCCAUCUUUGAUGCAGUUGUUGUAUGUAAUGGCCAUUACUUUGAGCCGAAAAUACCACCAAUCCCAGGCAUAGAAAAAUUUCCUGGUCUUGUAAUGCACAGCCAUGAGUAUCGUUAUCCAGAAGCUUUUGAAGGCAAGAAAGUUGUUUUGCUGGGUGCAGCAGCUUCUGGAGUUGAUAUCAGUAUAGAUUUACAGAACAGUGCCCAAGCUGUUUAUCUAAGCCAUCAUGGUAAGCAAUUUACAUGCAAGCUACCAGAUAAUCUUGAGCAGCAUCAAGACAUCAAAGAAGUAUUUGCCAAUGGGAAAGUUCUAUUCCAAGAUGGCCAAACAAGACAGGCAGAUUGCAUCGUUUUCUGUACUGGAUACAACUUUUCAUUUCCUUUUCUGACUGAUGACUGCAACAUUACUGUGAAAGACAAUCGUAUAACACAUCUUUAUAAACAUUUGUUUAAUAUCAACCAUCCUUCCAUGUCAUUUAUUGGCUUAGGGAUCCGAAUCUGUCCCUUUCCACAAUUCAGCCUUCAAGCUCAGCUUGUGCUUAGUGUUCUGUCUGGAAAGGCGUCAUUGCCUUCCAAGGAAGAAAUGCUUUCGGAGGAAGAAAAGGAUUUUGAAGCGAAGAUGUUAGAGUGGAAAAAUAAGACUCAUUAUGCACAUUUCUUAGGAUCACAGCAAUGGGAUUAUAAUAAUGAGCUUGCAGAGCUUGCUAAGUGUGAUCGAAUGCAUCCAAUUGUUCAAAAUCUGUAUGAAUACACCUGGUCUUUUAGGGUUAAUGAUCUUUUGGGGUAUAAAGACAAAGAAUUCAAAGCAACGUCCAAUAGUACAUGGGUAGACGUUGAUCAAUCUGAUUCAAUUACUGGAUAGAUAGAUGGUAAUUGUUGAUUGUAUUAUCCAAAGUUGGGAACCAAAUCAAGACCAGGUCAUUAGCAGUGGUGCGCUCACACCUGACCUCUAGGACAGUUCUGACAGAUUCAAUUUCUGGUCUUGGCAUCGCAUGGAGGUCAUGGAGUCGUUUUGGGUUUCUCCUUAGAUUUGUUAUUUUUUAUUGUUUUUUUUUAUUGUUUUUGUUUUCCUCACACUGAUAUUUUAUGCAACACGCUAAAAAAUCAGCCCAUAUGAUAUAUUAGCCAGCCCAUUCCAGAGGUCAGAAUCUACAGUUGCAGGGUUUGAUAAAAUCGAUGUUUAAUUUGUUUUGCGUUGAUUAGAUGGUGCAAUUAAGGUUUGCAUUGGUAUAACAACCAGUGAAUCAAGGGUGGCUUAUUUACCUCUUGGGUCUCUGGUUUAAUAGAGGUUUUGCACCAUCAUGUACCCAUUCAAUAAUACUGCUUGGGCUGCCUGUGGUUAGAUGGCAUGCAAAAUGAUUGUAAUGUUCCUGUCAUCUAACAUGGCUACCAUCACGUGGUGGUGCAAAACCUCUACUCCUGGACUUGGCAUCUCAUGAAAGUAUAGUUUAUUCGGUCUUAAUUUUCGGUCGUUUUUUUCUGGGUUUUCUGCAGGCUGUGGAUUUAAUUUUCUCCCUUCACAAAACCUAACAAGCUAAGUUGCAAAUCUAUCUGUGAAUUAGUCAUGCCCUGACCUUAAUUCAUAGUCCAGAGGUUGUUUCAAGGUAUCAAUAUAGUGCAAAUCAUAUAUUCAUGCAAUAGCACAAGAGCUAAAUAACACCAAACAUAUUUCUUUUGUUUUCAACUGUUUCAUUUGUGCUAUUUUGUACUAUUAUUAGUUAGCACUAUUUUCAAAGAUAUAUGGUUUGCACUCAAGUGAUUUUUAUGACCAGGUAAAUUCAUGAUUCUAGGGGUGCUGAUAAGAUGUCUGCCAGAGGUUUAAAUUUAUACAAUAUGUUCUUAGCAAGUAUUAAAUUAGGCACAAGAUGACAAGAGCAGAAAGCAUGAGGUGUGAGAUUAUCACCUCUGACAGAGAGCAAUUAUUUUAUUGAUAUAUAAUACAAUUUUACAAGGGUAAUAUGACAUUAAACUUGUUUUACUGCU